AUGGCGGUGGCCGAUAACACCCGGAUGAAAAGGAUGGAAGCGGAUAUUAAGCGAUUGUUCCAGAUGAUUGAGACGGUCUCCGAGGAGAAUAGAACCGAGCGAGCUCGAGCUUCCGAGGCGACAGAUCUCAAGCUAAAUGCGAUCCAGUCCUCCCUUGCUCAGCUUCUCAAUGAGCGUCCUCGCGAUCGUUCCCUGUCCCGUGAUUCCCGGCAUGGUUCGAACUCAGGCUACUAUACUUUUACACGCAAUGGUCCUCAUCUCCGAAGGGUGAACUUUGAUCUACCUAAGUUUAAUGGUUCCGAUGCCCUGGGUUGGAUUUUUUCUCUUGAUCAGUAUUUUGAGUUCUUUCGAGUACCUGAGGAGGAACAACUGGCAAUUGCUGCAAUCCAUAUGACAGGUAUGGUCAUCCCGUGGUACCAAAUGUCGCAACGCUCUGCUCCCUUUCGAUCGUGGGCUCAAUUGAAAUGCGAGAUUGAACUUGAGUUUGGUCCAUCAUUGUUUGAAUCCCCAAGAGAAUUGUUGUUUAAGUUGCAACAACAGGGUUCUGUGGGAGAUUAUUAUGCAGAAUUUGUUGCCUUAGCCAAUCGCACUAAUCUUGAACCGCAUGAGGCCUUGCGGGAUUGCUUCGUGAGUGGUCUUCGACUUGACAUUCGCCGAGAGGUGAAGGCACAAUGCCCCCCAUCUCUGAUGCGGGCCGUCACACUCGCCCGGCUUUAUGAGGACAAAUUUGCCACCGUACCUCGCACUACCUACGGCCCCAACAAUUUCAGUGCUCCACAAGCUUCCCAAACCCCCAGCACACCACAGCGGCCCGCGGGCCGCAAUAGCCUUCCUCCACUCUUACCCACCCCUAACCAGCGACCUUCCACCAGCAACUCCAAGCAGGUCGUCAAGCGGCUUUCCCCUGCCGAAAUCCAGAAUCGUCGAGAAAAGGGCCUUUGUUUUUGGUGCGACGAAAAAUUUUCGGCGUCGCAUAAAUGUGCUAACAAGCACUUGAUGUUGCUACAAUUGGAAGGAGAAGAUGACCAUGCGUUAGCCGAACCUGGAGAGCUUGCCCAGUCCGAGAGCACUAUUUUAGAGCAAUUGGAGCAGGACGUAGUGGCACAUCAUCUUUCAUACAAUGCCAUGCAUGGCACUAGAGGACCUUCCACCAUUCGACUCAAAGCGAUGCUAAACGGGUUGGAGGUGCAAGUUCUUAUCGAUGGGGGUAGUUCGGACAGCUUCAUUCAACCAAGGAUUGCAAAGUUUUUAAACCUGCCAGUUGAACCCUGCCCUGGAUUCAAGGUUGUUGUAGGGGACUUUGAUGUCCUCACAGUGGAAGGAUGCAUUUCUCAGAUAGAUAUUCUUAUACAAGGCUACAAAAUCACAAUUCCUGAGGUGUAUGUCCUUCAUGUAGCGGGUGGUGAUAUAGUAAUUGGCACUACUUGGCUGGAGACCCUCAAGGCCCACAUUGUGGAUUAUGACAGUUCCUUUCUGCGAUUUCUGCAUCAGGGCGAAUUUGUCACUAUUCGUGGCGACAAGACCCUGGCUCCAGCACAAGCACAAUUUCACCACAUUAGAAGACUCGCUCAUACUGAUUCUAUAGCCGAAGCCUUCACUCUUCAAGUCCACAAAGCCGACAACAAGUCUCUCAACUCUUUAGAGCUGCCGGGGAAUAUGGACCUUGCACUGAUUUCAUUGCUUCAUAAAUAUGUGUCGGUGUUUGAUCAACCAGUUGGCCUACCUCCGCAACGAGCUCAGGAUCACAGCAUUCCUCUCAUCCAGGGAGCUGAACUGGUGAAAGUCCGGCCGUAUAGAUACCCGCAUAGCCAGAAAGAACAGAUUGAAGUCAUGGUCCAACAAAUGCUUCAUGAAGUGAAGGAUAGUUUUCCGAUUCCGACAGUUGAUGAACUACUCGAUGAACUAUUUGGUGCAACUGUUUUUUCGAAAUUAGACCUUCGAUCCGGUUAUCACCAAAUCUUGGUGAAACCAGAGGAUCGAUUCAAGAUGCAUCACUUGAACCAUUUGGAGGUUGUCCUUAAGCUCCUGCAACAAGAGGCCUUGUAUGCUAAGUUUUCUAAGUGCCUUUUCGGCGUAGCCGAGGUUGACUAUUUGGGUCACACCAUCUCAGCUAAUGGUGUUCACAUGGAUAAAGCAAAGGUUCAGGCUGUGAUGGAUUGGAAACAACCGCAAAACAUCAAGCAGCUUAGGGGUUUUUUGGGUUUGACGGGGUAUUAUAGGCGGUUUAUUAAAGGGUAUGCGGCCAUAGCUUCUCCACUCACGGAUUUACUAAAAAAAGAUGCCUUCAAUUGGAAUGACAAAGCUGAAUUGUCUUUCAACCAACUCAAGUCUACAAUCACAUCGCAGCCUGUGCUUGCGUUGCCUAACUUUGCACUUCCCUUUGAAGUGGAAACUGAUGCUUCGGGUAAUGGUAUAGGAGCGGUUUUAACACAAGGCAGGCACCCCAUUGCAUAUUUUUCUAAGAAAUUGGCUCCCGCCAUGCAGCGACAGUCGGCUUAUAUUCGAGAAUUUCAUGCUAUUACUGAAGCCAUCGCAAAGUUCAGACACUACCUCCUUGGAAAAAAAUUCAUUAUUCGCACCGAUCAACAGAGUCUUAAGGCUUUAUUGGAACAGAAUCUUCACACGCCGGAGCAGCACAAAUGGCUACACAAAUUGCUGGGCUAUGACUUCGAAAUUCAAUAUAAACCGGGAGCUGACAAUGUACCAGCCGAUGCCUUGUCCCGAUGUUUCUUGGCAGCUUGGUCAGGGCCUAAAUUAGAAUGGCUUCAAACCUUAAAGUGUGAUAUUGAAAAGGAUUCUACAUUGAAGGACAUCCUACAACACUGUAGCAAUAAUACCAAUGAUGAUUUGAACUAUACUUGUAGGAAUGGCUUGCUAUUAUGGCGAGGGCGUGUUGUGAUUCCUACGCAUAGUAGUUUAAUUAAACUCAUUUUACAUGAAUAUCAUGACAGUAGCGUUGGUGGCCACUCGGGAAUCGCAAAGACGGUGGAGAGGAUUUGCUCCCAUUUUUAUUGGCCUAACAUGCAGAGGGACAUUCGACACCAUGUCCUUUCGUGCGGCACUUGCCAACAGGCAAAGACGGAAACAAAAUCACCAGCCGGUCUCCUGCAACCUCUACCCAUUCCCUCUCAGGUAUGGGAGAACAUAUGCAUGGACUUUAUAACUGCCCUGCCUCCAGUUAAUGGUUAUUCAGUGAUCAUGGUCGUCAUCGACAGACUCACAAAGUUUGCGCACUUUAUUGCGCUAAAAAAUGACUUUAGCAGCAAAUCGGUGGCUGAUGCGUUUAUUAAAAAUGUAGUGAAACUUCAUGGCUUUCCAAGAUCAAUUGUCUCUGAUAGAGACAAGGUGUUUGUGAGUAAAUUUUGGCAACAAUUAUUCCAGCUACAGGGUACAAACUUGGCCAUGAGUUCGGCAUACCAUCCGGAAACCGAUGGUCAAAGCGAGGUGCUUAACAAGACGUAA
Arachis duranensis is the source of this 3462-nucleotide messenger RNA. RefSeq lists its product as uncharacterized. Gene Ontology annotation, molecular function: nucleic acid binding. Bases 1 to 3462 code for a protein of 1153 amino acids. The record is from RefSeq and is a predicted model, not a curated record. The transcript is spliced from 3 exons. NCBI's taxonomy places the organism in Eukaryota, Viridiplantae, Streptophyta, Magnoliopsida, Fabales, Fabaceae. Gene Ontology annotation, biological process: DNA integration.